CGUACGUGGAGGAAGAAGCGUGCUGCGUAAAUCGAGACCUAUACAAUGAAUUGAACUAAAUAUUCACAGUGAAAAGUGCUCCGCACAAGCCAAGGCACGCGUUUGGGGAUAGUUCAAGUGUUUCCGUGCCACGAGCAAAGCAAAAGUUCGGGUUACAAGGCCGUUCCAGCGGAAGUUUUACUUUUGUCAAUGCGGAUCCUACGCACAUUUUUUAAGUGACAGGUAUAGACUCAAAAUGCACUCAGAAUUUGAAAGAAAACGACGAAGUUGUUUGAGCAUGCGCUAAGUUGAAGCGAGAUCUUCAGGCUAGCUCUAUCUAAGACAGCGCUGCUCAAAAGCCUAUCCCGAUGCAGUUUAUCAAACUCAAGGAAAUUUCCAGGAGAAUUUAUUUACUUUACUGCACAUUUACUCUUUUUCUACUGGCGGAGGGAAGGAAGCAUCUCACAAAUGUGAAAGUUGGAAUUUUUUUGGAUCGAAUUUUACACAGCGAAACAUCGUUUGGAAAUUACACGCAGGAACUGGCUGACUUCUAUCACAACACAACUUUGACGAAAAUCUCCCUCGAAACACAAACGAUUCAGCUAAAUGGGCUACCGUUUGAGAAUAUUUCGAGAAGAUUUUGCGUCGAUAUUGUACAAAACAACAUCUCAGUGAUUGUGUUGCAGACGCGAAACCUGGAGCUCACGCAGUUUGUGGGACACUUGGCUUCCUUUUUUAAAAUACCGGCCAUAGAAAGUGUUAGUAGAGAGCCCCUGCUGUCGGACAAGGAAUACUUCAGCACACUUGUCCGUAACGUUCCAUCCGAGGUCUUACAGUUUACAGUAUUCCUCGAUUUCCUUAAAUUUGCUUGGAGGAGACGAGCGUAUGUAAUAGUCAGUGAUGAUAUGUCGUACGGGCUGGCUCUUCAACAUUACCACGAAAAUGAAUUUGCAGAUAUCACUAUUAUCAACCUUGGAUCACCUAAUGUCGAAGAGGGAGAAAUAAUCAAGCAUUUACUAAAGAUAAAAUCUAGCACAGCUCACGCUGUUUACCUCUACUGUGACUCAAAGCUAGCGCACUUUAUUCUCUGGAUCGCAAAAGAUUUUCGUCUCAUCAACGAUGAAAUGUUAUGGAUAAUCUCUGAAAGGUCACUUGAAAAUAUACUAGGCUUUUACACUUUACCCAGUUUCAUUUACGUUAUAAGAACCCGUCGAUUUUCUCAAAGCGAAGAAAAGUUCGACAGAACGCAACUAAUUCAUAGCUUGUCAGUUAUUCAGAGAACGUUUGAAUCAAUGAACGACACAGAGGUACACCAGUAUUUGCGGACGCCUUUAGACUGUUACAGUUCCAUCGCAUGGGAAAAGGGCAUGGAAUUGCACAAAUUACUCGAGGCGAGUGUUAACUCACGCGACUCAAACCAGAUGGGGCAAAAAACUAAAAAUGUUCAUCCUUCUUACGAAAUUCUGUAUCUUCAAACACCUUACAAGCAGGACGAAGGCUGGGUACAAAUAGGUAUAUGGACAAGCAAAGGAUUAACAUUGCAAUUACAUGAAUUAGAUCAGGAAACACCGGAUAAAAAAAUCGGAGAAAUUCCUCGGCUUCUAGCUGCAGUAGUGGAAUAUCCUCCGUUAACUAUGAAAGCGGACUUCGACGAGAGCGAAGGAUGCUAUCAAGGAUUAGAGUGCAAAAAGUACACUGAGAAUUCGCAAAAUUUUACCAGAUAUUGCUGUUAUGGACUGGCAAUCGACGUGCUUCGCUACGUUAAGACAGAACUUCAGUUUGAACCACUGAUAUAUUUUGUUCGAGAUGGAAACUACGGUGCCAAAAAUUCCUCAGCGGGCACGUGGAACGGUGUUGUACGAGACGUCUUGGAAGGAAAAGCAGACAUCGCCAUCGAUCUCAUGACCAACGAAGCACGUUCGGAGGUAAUCGAUUUCUCUUUGCGCUGGACGCACGCAGGUCUCGCUCUGCUCGUGCUCGUAGGAGAGCAAAAGGUGGAGGAUCUCGACUUUUCGUUUUUCCGACCUUUCACAAUUUAUUUGUGGAUGGGCAUGAUAGGAGUUGUGAAUUUCUACCUGGGUCUUCUGUGGUUCACGGACCGUUUGAGCCCUUACGGACAUCGUAAGUCGUUUCGAGCUAGAAACCACAAUGGGUUUGACCUCAGUGAGAGCAUGUGGUACUGCUGGGGAGUUUGUUUUGAUAACCAGUUUGUGGACUCCAGGCCGCGUAGUUUGAGUGCGCGGGCCAUGGCAGUGUUUCUGGCGAUUUUUGCACUGAUGUGCGUGACGUCAUACACGGCUAACCUGACAGCUCAUCUGUUAUCUGAUGACACCAAACCCGAAGUCACCGGGAUCCGUGAUCCAAAGAUCACAGAUCCAGAUUCGAAGAUUACAUACGGGGUCGUGAAGUCGAGCUACGUGGAUUCCUACUUUGAACUAAACGAAGACCCCAUCAUGCAAUCCAUGUUCAGGCGCAUGCGUGAUAAGAAUCACUUGGUUAAUAACUUCACAGAUGGAGUGGAACGAGUUCGAAACAGGAAAUUGGACAUUUUCAUCAGUGAGGUUUUGUCCUUAGACUACGAAGUGGCAAAACAGAAAUCUCCGUCAUAUCCUCGAUUACAGGUUGUUGGAGCUGCCAAGCCUUUCGCUGAGAGUGGAUAUUCUUACGCGUUUAAAAAAAAUUCUCCAUGGAAACCGAAAUUUGACUUGGUCAUCAACAGGAUGAAAGCUGAAAACGUGCCGAGCGAACUCUACAAGAAAUGGGUUUCUUCAGGCGAGGACAGAAGCGAAGAACAUCAUCAAAGACUGAACGUUUACUCGUUGAGCGGCGUUUUCUUUCUUGGUGCUUCCCUGGCGCUGGUCGCCAUACUUUUUCUUUCCCUCGAGAACAGACUCUUCGCAGCAGGUUUCAUUUACCAAGACAUGAAAGGUGACAAUUUCCACGAGAAAGGCACGCGAAAGUACUCGGGCGCAGUUAAAAGGAAGUUACUGGACUUCAAUACGAACAAGGACGAGGCAGAAUUCCCGGAUAUAUCAGACUACCUCCGUAACAGGAGGAGAAGUAACUUAAUGUUAAAGACUUUGUAUAAUCCUAAAUCUAUAAAAAGGAAAUAUGAAGAGGCAGGGGAAAAUGGUACCGCCACGACUUCUGUUUAGCAGUUGAAAGAGUUAGUUAUUAAAAUAGUGAAAUUUGUGUAUUAGUUUUCUCAAGAUGAUAAGCCACUUUUCCAUACUAAGAAGGAAGUUUCAAAAUCAUACCUACAUUCGACAACAAACUACCAGAUCCCGGUUGUUUGAAGGAUGCAUGGGGCUAUCGAGUAGAUAAAUCUCUAUUCAGUAGAUAGCGUAGAACGUUUCCAUUGGAUAGCGUUAUCCACUCUUUGAACAACUGCGCUCAGAAGAGUACGGCGGUUUUCGACUGAGAGUCAUAAAAUAUGGCAAAACUAAAGUAAUCAUCACGAACAAUCACAACAAGGGUAACUUAAUUAAACAAGAGCCAAUAAGAAUUUAAAGUAAAUACUUGAAACCAAUACGUCUAUUGAAUAUUAAUGCUGAAUAUCAAAGUCUUAAACUACCUUGGAUUUUUGUAUAAGUUUGUUUAUUUAUUCUGCUGAGCGUCAAAGUCCAAACAAACCUCUUUCUAACGUUUCAACCAGUUUCAUUCUCUCUGCACGACUAAAGUUUUCGAUUUCAAAUACAUACAAAUCGCAAAUUGGCUACGAAUCUUAAUACAGCCUUACAAGUUUCCUUCUUCCAUAACACGAGGCGAUGGCAUUAUUUUCGUAAAGUGAAAAACCAUUAAAGGAAAUGUCCUUUCAAUCAACUGCUUACUCGAACGACACAUAGGAUGCUUUUACAAUAACUGUUAUUAAAGAAAUAUAUUUAGAAUC
Messenger RNA from Pocillopora damicornis (cauliflower coral), 3868 nucleotides. Its product is annotated as glutamate receptor ionotropic, NMDA 1. Gene Ontology annotation, molecular function: ligand-gated monoatomic ion channel activity; signaling receptor activity. Gene Ontology annotation, biological process: monoatomic ion transport. The record is from RefSeq and is a predicted model, not a curated record. Gene Ontology annotation, cellular component: membrane. Lineage: Eukaryota; Metazoa; Cnidaria; Anthozoa; Scleractinia; Pocilloporidae.